Molecule: messenger RNA, 1701 nt
Organism: Ornithodoros turicata
Lineage: Eukaryota; Metazoa; Arthropoda; Arachnida; Ixodida; Argasidae
Exons: 1
Coding region: 1-1701 (566 amino acids)
Source: RefSeq, a predicted model, not a curated record
AUGUCUGAGUCCUCUUUUCAAGACCGGAAGGUUCUGGCGCUUGAGAAGAAUUUUAAAGAUGUACAGGCCUCGACGAUCAAAAAGAUGCGCACCAGGAUGCUCGGCCUUUGUGAUGGAAUGGAGCUUAAGGCGCUUGUUAAUGGUAUCAAAAAACGGCCCAAGUUGUCUCUGGAGAUUUUCUUCUCGGCCAAGACGCAUAAACCAGGGUGUCCUUUGAGGUCUAUCGUGUCGGAGAGGAGCACCUGGCAGGAGGUGGUAUCUCGGUACUUACAGCGUCAUCUCUCAGAGGUCGACCUCCCGGACCCGUUCUUGGUUCGUGGCUCAAGUGAGGUCAUUGAAGGUAUACGGGCCUUUGAGAAAGGAGGAGUGAGCCUAAUGUCUAUUGACAUCGAAGAUCUUUAUUAUUCAAUACCUCAUGAACCGCUCUUCAGGAUCACCAGGGAUCGCAUUGAGGCACAUGGGAGUGUGAAGUUCCAAAACAGCUGUGGCACUACCGUUGACGGUUUCUUGGAGCUGUUGAAGUGCUAUCUUUCGUCUACGAUUGUUACGGAUGGGGCAGGCUUCUAUGUGCAAAAGAAGGGAAUUUGCAUCGGCUCUUCAGUUGCGCCUGUACUGAGUGACGUUUUUCUAACUGAGGUUGACUCUCAAGUGUCGGGUGUGUUGCCCACAGUGGUGGGGGUAAAACGGGCUUUCAGGUAUGUGGAUGACUAUUUAGUGCUUUUGCCGCUUGAUGCUUUGGGGGAGGUGCACGUCUGUGAGGAUAGGGCUCGGCAGGUGACAGAUGUGUUUCAUCGCUUCGGUGUUGGCCUGAAGUUCACGAGCGAAGUUGCUGUAGAAGGGGUCCUCAGGUUUUUAGAUCUUAGGUUGUGGUCUAGUAAGGAUCACCUGUGCUGGGGUUUUUCCCCAAGGUCGAAAAAGGCGUUGCUGCCUUUUGAAUCAGGGCACUCUAAGAUCGUAAAAAGAGGAAUUGUUAGGUCUUGUAUGGUUGCAGCUCUUAAUAAGUCAUGUUUGCACAAGGUUGCUGAGGCGUACACUCAGCAGUGUGACCGCAUUCUUCAGAACGGAUACCCAGUGUCUUUGCUCCAGAGUGUCUGUGACAAGUUACUGAGGGGGUUUAAGUGUCAAACUGUUACUGACCAGGAGGGAGAGUCUAGGCGCAAGAAGUUCCUUGUCGUCCCGUAUGUUCACUCUCUGUCUCAUAACCUAAAGAAGGUUGGGGAGCGUUUUGGUGUUAAUGUGCUGUUUUCAGCCCCCUUUAAGCUGAGCAAGUUAUCGGCGAUUGUCAAGUCUCCGGCACGGAAGCCUAUAUGUGAUGUCAAGCAUGUUAAGCCUUUUGUGUCCUGUCGGCUGGGUGUGAUCUACAGUAUCCCCCUCUCAUGUGGUCGAUGUUAUAUAGGCCAGACGGGUCGGUGCGUCAAUAUAAGGCUCAGAGAGCAUGCUUCAUCCUUGGGAGGCACACCCUCUGGUCAUCUUGCGUUGCAUUGCAGUAGAUGUGUGUGCAACCCGAUGUUUCAAGACACUGUAGUUGUUGCGGUGUCCUCUAAUGCCUUGACUAGAGAAUUAGUAGAGGCCUAUGCUAUCAGUAAGAUGGGCGUUAAGUGUGUGAGUCAGGCAUCGGUAACAUUAUCGGAGAGGGAGAUUUUCUUCCUUGAUAGCAGCGGGUGGAGGCCUCUUAUCGCUGUUUGGGAUGACCCUGACUGA